UUGGCGCUGACGCUGGCGGUUACGCUGGCCUGUGGCCAACCCAGCCCAACGAGAACCGAGACCGUUGAGUUGACGCCUCCGGCGGUGAACACGGUUGCCCAGCCGGGGGACGUGGCCACCGUCGCGCCUCCGCAGGCGGUUGAAUCUGCCGCGCAACCCGCGGUCGAGCAGCCGGCGCAAAGCGGGACGCCAGAAACCAAAAAUCAAUUGGCGGCGUUGGAAGUGACGGCCGCCCACGACGAAGUGAUGUCGCAUAUCUACGAGCGGACCGUCCCGUCGGUGGUCGGCUUGCGGGUGAUCAAAUCAAUCUCGAUAGGCGGGAGCACUCCGGGGAUGCCGGCGGGCGACUUCCUCUCGCGGGCCGCGGGAUCUGGGUUUGUCUGGGACAACGAAGGGCACAUUGUCACCAACAAACACGUUAUAGACGGGGCCGACAGGAUAAUCGUGGUGCUGAGCGACGGCACUCAGACCGACGCGGAGCUGAUCGGGGAUGACGCUGAUUCGGACCUGGCGGUGGUCAGGAUCACGGACGAAACGAUGCGGCCGCCGGCCAUAGCGUUGGGGGACAGCGACACGAUCAAGCCGGGGCAACUGGCGGUGGCGAUUGGUGACCCGUUCUCGCGAGGGUUCUCGAUGACUUCGGGGAUCAUCAGCGCAGUCGGGAGGACGAUCAAUCCGUCGGAGAGCAACUUUUCGGUGCCACGGGUGGUGCAGCACGACGCGGCCACGAACCCAGGGAAUUCGGGCGGGCCGCUGCUGAACCGCGAGGGUAAAGUGGUGGGGAUCAAUACCCAGAUCAUCAGCGAAACCGGGGGCUUUUCGGGCGUGGGACUGGCGAUUCCGGUGAACCUGGCGAAACUGGUGGCGCCGUCGCUGAUAGCAGACGGGAGUUACGAGUAUCCGUUUAUCGGCAUACGAGGGGUGUCGGUGACGCGGGACAUCGCCACGGCGAUGGAGCUGCCGGCCGACACCCGAGGGGCGCUGGUGCUGGCGGUGGGCACGGGCACGGCGGCGGAACAGGCGGGGUUGAGGGCAUCGGAUCGGCUGACCGUGAUCAACGGAGCGGAGCUGCCGGUGGGAGGGGACAUCAUCAUGGCGAUGAACGGCACGCCUCUGCUGGGCAUGGACGACGUGGUGGCGUACACCGUGGAGCACACGCAGCCGGGGGAUACGGUUGAGUUCACCAUCAUGCGUGACGGGGAGAAGAUGCAGAUGGAGGUCACGAUGGGAGCGCGGCCGGAGUAG
Geodia barretti is the source of this 1245-nucleotide messenger RNA. The record is from the annotation of a GenBank genome assembly. Lineage: Eukaryota; Metazoa; Porifera; Demospongiae; Tetractinellida; Geodiidae.